AUGGCUGUUUCCACCAUCGCAAAGGGACCCAAGAAGAGAUCGUCAACCGCCACAGCCCCAUCCCCAGCCGCAGCCACGGUCAUAGCCUACGCCCUCUACGUCCGCCAAAGGGGCAUCGCGCUCCUGCACAAGCUGUGCGUCGCAGAGCCCUUCCGCGGUCAGGGCGUUGGCAGACAGUUGCUGACGCAUGUGAUUGGGCUGCAGCGGAGCCAGCGGAGCGGAAGGGGCUGUCUGGUUGUGCAGCUGUGGGUGGAUGAGAAGAGGGAGGCGGCGCGGCGGCUGUAUGGGAGCUGGGGUCUUAUGAUUUGGCGUGUGAAGCGCAACGGAUGUCUAGCCCAUAAACUUAUGUCUAUGGCCAAGAGACAGCAAGGCGGGGAGAGUGGAGAUUGCUCCGAAGAGCUGACAAGAAAAGGGGAUUAUUUUGACUGGCAAUCUCAACGCAAAGUGAGCUGA
This is a messenger RNA of Histoplasma mississippiense, 453 nucleotides long. RefSeq lists its product as hypothetical. NCBI's taxonomy places the organism in Eukaryota, Fungi, Ascomycota, Eurotiomycetes, Onygenales, Ajellomycetaceae. The record is from RefSeq and is a predicted model, not a curated record. The coding region runs from base 1 to 453 and encodes 150 amino acids. Gene Ontology annotation, molecular function: acyltransferase activity, transferring groups other than amino-acyl groups. The transcript has 2 exons.